Orussus abietinus is the source of this 1461-nucleotide messenger RNA. RefSeq names its product zinc finger protein 346. Gene Ontology annotation, molecular function: zinc ion binding; nucleic acid binding. The transcript is spliced from 7 exons. Bases 514 to 1251 code for a protein of 245 amino acids. NCBI's taxonomy places the organism in Eukaryota, Metazoa, Arthropoda, Insecta, Hymenoptera, Orussidae. The record is from RefSeq and is a predicted model, not a curated record.
UACAGCUUGUGAUUCGUCAGUUCUCUUAUGUUUAUUCGCGUCGACAAUUGAAAACUUAGCAACAAUCUGACUGGUGGGAAUAACGUGUUUUCCUGGAACUUCCGUCAACUACCGUCGCCUCCAGUCGCCUUUCAGCUCUCAACAAGGUUGCUCAGUUGCUCUCAGUAGGUGCUCGUGGAUGGUGAUUCCUUGACGUUUCUCAAGUUCCAACGGAAAGUAGAAACCGCGGCGUUUAAUUUUGACUGUCUACUGUGAUCUCGUUAUGUUCGAAUAAUAAUUAAAAGUAAAUAUACUGUAUUUUUCAAAUACAUUCACUAGCCGUUCUUUACAUCCUGCUGUCUAGAAUGUGCGAAUGUUCUCAAAACGUCCUUUGUAAGAAACUGUACAAAAACAAGUAUUUGUACUUUAACGGUCGAUGAAUGAACAUUAAUGUAAACAAAGAAUCGAUGAAGAAAACUGCUGCUACUCUCGUGAUUAAGGAUUAUUAGUUACCGAGAAAGAAAAAUUAUAAAAAUGGCAACACAAGCAACAGUACCAGGCAAAUCAAGAAUCGAUGGCCCUGUAACAAAAACAUUAGUUGAUAAUACGAUAGACAAGCUUCCUACUCAGAAACCGCGUGUAGAGUGUGAUGACUGUGAUUUGUCUUUCAAGAAUCAGGCAGUAUUAGAUACACAUCUACAAGGAGCUCGACAUGCUAAACAAGUACAGAUAAACACCAUAAUGGCUUCGCUGGAAGAGUCUAAAGUUGCUUUCACAAAAGAUGAAGGAACAAACCGCUUCACAUGUGAUAUUUGUAAUGUGUGUUUGAAUUCAUUACAACAGCUUCAAACACACGUAAAUGGAAAUCGUCAUAUGAAAAAUAUUUCAGGAGGUAACACACGUGGACCACAAAAGGUCAUAUUUUAUAAAUGUGAUAGGAAGAACAAGGAACCUGUCCGAGAAGCUGCUCUUCCACCUUUUCCAGCACCUGUUACGACAGCUGGUGUCUCAGCACCCACAAAGACGGUUACAUUGGCUUGUAAACGUUGCAACAAAUUGUUUAACACCCAAGCCCAAUACAAUGUGCACGUGACCUCGAAAGAGCAUGUCGACAGAAUGAAUGGAUUCACAGGAAGAAAUCAGAAAAGGAAGCGAUUUACGCCCUAUUGGAAAAAAGCAAAACCAGGUCAAGGUUUUCAAGGACUCGUCCCACACAGAUACCUCGAAAUUUUUCCGAUGGCGGAUAUGCGCAUUAUACGUAAGAUAGGUUGAAAUCGCUAUCCCCAACAUUUGAAAUUAUCUCAUCGAUAUUUUUCCGUAGAUUAAAACUUCCUAGACUUAUAAUUUGUACAUUUCCUAACCAAACGUAUCGAAAAGGUAUUAUUUUAAAUGGUAUAUGUGGCAGAACUAGUGCACAUUAAUGUACAUUAUUAUUACAAAUCGACGUCCUUCACGAUCGUUCAAUAAAAAUAUGAAAGAAGG